AUGUCCGAACGUGAGUCGGAAGCUACAAAUUACAAUAAAAUUUUUGAAGACAGUAAAAGCUUGAAGAAAAUAGAUUCGGAAAACGCUACGGAACUGAAAAAGCCAGUUAAGGAUCAGGUGGAGGAGAAGCAACCUGUACAGCCGGAAACACCGACUACAUUGCCAGUGAGCAGCCUUGGCUUCAACACCGAGGACUUUCUGGCGCGUGUCAAUAUGAAUGAAAAGAUUAAUAACAUUUACGCCGCCACAAAGACACCGAAUGGUGUGCGGCAACCCCGUUUCACUGCCAUAACGCCGUCAUCGGUGAGGUUUAAUGCCAGCGCUGCUCCCUUUGUAUCGCAGCAACGUUCGUCGGUCACUUCCGCCAACACUGCCACAGCACCUGGUGCCGUUAUGACGCAGGAGACAUCCACACCAUCAGCCGCAUUGCAGGCUCGUCAAAUGCCCAUACCGGUGCACAUGAGUGCAGCUUCUCCGCAUCAUUACGGUGGCUAUGAAACACUGACUGGACGUAGCGGCGGCAUGAAGGGUGUCUUCAAUACUCGCUCAUGCUUAGCACCACCAUCUCCGAUCUAUGGUUUCGAGAUAUGUCGUAUGCCGCCUACCAUGUCGCCUUCUCACCACGCGCAGCAGUUUCACAACCAAUGCCGCCGCCACCAAUACGCAGUCGGACGCUUGAGCGGCAGUCACCGCGGUGUUGAAUACGAGAAUCCUCCGCCACCUUCAGGUGCUGGCCCCAUUGCCAUGACUAAUGGCACCAUACAGUUGCCUGACGGAAUACGCAUUGAUAUGACGCUGGACAAGGCGGUGCGCGCUAAUCAGCAUGGUAUUGCACUGUCACGCAAUUGCAGCAACUCAGCUGAUUAUCCAAACGGACUAUACCGUGGCUCCAAGGUGGAGAUAGUCUAUAAUGAAACCAACAACUAUGUUCGCUAUGCUAGAUGUGUACAAGGCGUCAGUUUUCUUGAAUCUUGUGCUUUGAUCUAUCUGGACACGGCUGGUACGCGCACCACCACUGAUACCUUCACUGAUCUCACAAAGGACUACACUUUGACUGUGUUUAUGAGUGGACUCCGCCAUGGUCCGUCCUAUGUUCAAGAUGCUAAUGAGUACAAAUUGACAUAUUCUUGCACAGAUGAGGGCACUGAUAUGAAAUUAAUGUUCCGCAUCACGCAGGCCGCAGAUGGACUAGUAAAGUAAAUCAAAUACUGGAAAUAUUUUAAUAAGUUUGUUAUUUAAUAAAUUUGCUUUUAGAUUGACACUGAACUCAUAAAAAUGUUGAUACGCACUAGUCCAGGCAAUGGUUCAGCCACUUACACGCCAGGUAUUCACUGUACCUCGUUGGGCAAAACUUCACAUUUGUUCGUUCGGUGAACGCUCCAAGCAUAA
Bactrocera oleae (olive fruit fly) is the source of this 1389-nucleotide messenger RNA. The record is from RefSeq and is a predicted model, not a curated record. NCBI's taxonomy places the organism in Eukaryota, Metazoa, Arthropoda, Insecta, Diptera, Tephritidae.